Fusarium odoratissimum NRRL 54006 is the source of this 1318-nucleotide messenger RNA. RefSeq lists its product as uncharacterized. The record is from RefSeq and is a predicted model, not a curated record. The transcript is spliced from 4 exons. Lineage: Eukaryota; Fungi; Ascomycota; Sordariomycetes; Hypocreales; Nectriaceae. The coding region runs from base 221 to 787 and encodes 188 amino acids.
CGUACUGGACUUUGCUAUGCAGGAAACCCUGUUCUAUAGCAAGGUCAAGUCCGUCAAGUAACGUGGAGUAGACUAACGAAAUAACAAGAUGCAAGUGAGCAAGAUGGCAAUGACACUUCAACUCAAUAUAAAUACUUGUCGACAUAGACAGGUUUUGGGCUCCCCACGAAUACAACAGUCCAAGACACGCCGAGAGAUCUCUCCUGCUUGAACUAUUAGUAUGUUCUUGGAAAAAGUCUUGGAACCUACUCCCAAGAACUCACGAUCUCGUCGAUCCACUAGUCCUAGGGCUGUUCAGAGACGAAGCGCAACCACCGUGAGGCGAAGAGCAAAAGAGAGCAGUGAGGCUACCAAGGCACAACCUCAAUACGCAGGCGUAGGCAUAAACUCAGAAGUGCUUCCUGUAUCCAUGUCCGAUAAUAGCACAAUGCAACAAGGCUGUGGUCUCGACCGGACCCAAAACCUCCACUACCUGCCAGGGAGUUAUCACGAACCUCUUCAGUAUGCUAGCAGUUCCGAAAACUCGGUCGAUUACUUUGAACGUCAACAAUUUCCCAGCGGCCAGCCAAACUCUGGUCCAGCCACUGCAACCUCAGCGUGGUAUUCAGGAGUUGACAUGCAGAAUCUGAUCACACCAGACAACAUGGUGUCUUUGUUCUCACCGGACCGGGAAUGGUCACAGUCAGACAUAGAACGUUUAUCAGCACCAAUGGAGUCCAACGUUACCGGGCCAGACUCCCAGCCCACGUGUUCUUGUCGUAACAGCUCGGAGCCGGUGCUUGGAUAAGUUCCAGAGGGCUUUCCACUAUGGCGCCAGAACGAACAAGGGCCUGAUGCGUGCAGGAUCCCAUCGGCGCCGAGCCAUUCUGAGUUGGAUUCUCAUAGAUUACGCAGUGAGACCGGCCAUCACGGACCGGGGCCCGGUCUGCAUGACAGCGCCGCAGGAAUGCCGCAUUCAACGCUGCAAGGACAUGUUCAUGCUUGCAGCAGCAGGCUGGCAUCUUUAUCCUCAUCUAAAGGAAUCUCAUCGGCGGAGGAAACUAAGCUGGCCGACCCGUCUCCAGUAGCCGAACUGACCCAUCGAUUCGACUCCAUUCUAGAAACCAUGCGCACAUCAGGUUUUCACAACUUUGACGGCAGCAGCUUACUAUACAGGUCGGUUCAGUACAGGAAGUGUCCCAUCAAUUAUGCAGUGUUCUAGCCGGAGUCGGCGCUUAAAAGUCAUACUGCAGAAACUUCACCAGGAUAGCCAAGAAUGGCCCAAGUGGGAGUCCCGGGGGGUCCAUGAGAGCAUGUCGAUUGCAACCGGUAAGAACUA